GGAUAUUGAAAAUAAUUAAAUAGGCAAGUAAAUUCGAGACAUUUAAAUCCUCUUUUUGUUUUCGCGCAGAUAUGCACCGCAGUUUUACAACAGAAGAAAAUAAUGACUUCAAGGGAAUUAUUCCUAUUAUUGAUCAUGAUGAAGAAAAGCCUAUCACUGUACCUCAAACAUUACUUAACGACUCUAAUAUUUCAGAUGGUGAAAAGUGCGAUAAAACAGAUAAUAUCAAUUGUAUUGUGGGCGCUUUAAGAUGUGCACUUGUUAGUUUCGAGUUAGUUGUGACUUGGCUCAUUUUCUCGGCUUCUAGAAGGCAUAUACAGGCUGAAAAUAAUUGCACGAAUGAUAUUAAAAAUCUAUGUAAUGAAGCCAAAUCGUUGCAAGCAAAAUUAAGAGACAAAAAGGGUUUGAUAAUAAGUCAUUUUCAGAACGUCGUUUCAAAUCUUUCCGAGGAAAAGUGAAAUGACACUUGAGUUAACUACAAGUUAACCUCAUCUUUUAGACUUUCACUUUUUUUUAGAAUAAAUCCAAGUUAUGCAUAUUUAUGAGCGAGAAUUUUGUAACCUGAAAAUUUUCCCAUAUAAACACUGUUAAACUAUAAAAUAGAAUAUAUCUACACUAUCAAUUGUAACUAUCAGCGUGCAAACAGAAACGUUGUGAUUACUAAAAUCAAGAGCGUA
This is a messenger RNA of Schistosoma rodhaini, 677 nucleotides long. The record is from the annotation of a GenBank genome assembly. Lineage: Eukaryota; Metazoa; Platyhelminthes; Trematoda; Strigeidida; Schistosomatidae.